GUCAGCUUUAACACCAAGUAACAUCGCAAGGGAAGCCUCUUCAAAAAUAUCAAGAUGGUUAUGAGGUUCACUGCGCUCGCAGUUUUGGGUUUGUCGGCCAUGGUAACAUCGCUUCCAUCGGAUCCCUACCAGCCUCCAAAACACUACAAAGAACCAGCAAAGCCGUACAACUUCGCGUACGGCGUGAGCGACCCAUACCAGGGCAUCGACUUCGGGCAGAACGAAGAGAGCGACGGCAGCCUGGUGCAAGGCUCGUACUCCGUGCAGCUGCCUGACGGACGGCAGCAGAUCGUGACGUACCAGGCUGAUCAUGACCGCGGGUUCCACGCCGACGUGAGCUACAAGGGCGAGGCGCAGUACCCACCCAAGUCUGAGCAUCCUCCCUUCGUGGUCAAACCAAGCAAGGACUACCACCAACCCUCUAAGGACUACCAUCAACCCCCCAAGGAUUACCAUCAACCCCCCUCCUACCAUUGAAAUGUCAUACACUAGAUAAGGAUCCAUUUAGCUAUUGAACUGUUGGGUUUAUGUUUGGUUCUUUUAAUUUGUUGAAUACAUUUGUACACUAAAUAUAA
This is a messenger RNA of Hyalella azteca, 575 nucleotides long. Its product is annotated as larval cuticle protein A2B. The transcript has 4 exons. NCBI's taxonomy places the organism in Eukaryota, Metazoa, Arthropoda, Malacostraca, Amphipoda, Hyalellidae. The record is from RefSeq and is a predicted model, not a curated record. Bases 55 to 477 code for a protein of 140 amino acids. Gene Ontology annotation, cellular component: extracellular matrix.